Molecule: messenger RNA, 919 nt
Organism: Rhodotorula graminis WP1
Lineage: Eukaryota; Fungi; Basidiomycota; Microbotryomycetes; Sporidiobolales; Sporidiobolaceae
Exons: 5
Coding region: 64-816 (250 amino acids)
Source: RefSeq, a predicted model, not a curated record
ACCGAGCCUUGCACCUGCUCCCCCUCUCUGCCUCGCUCCCCACUCGACUCCCCUCGACACACGAUGUCCCUCCCUCGCCUCGUCAUCGUCGGCGGUUCCGGCCGUGUCGCCGUCAAGUUCACCCACACCGCCUCGUCCCACUUCGCCAUCGACUCGCUCGUCCGCAACAAGGACCACUUCGACGCCAUCUCCAAGGCGGGCGCCACCCCGAAGCUCCUCAGCCUCGAGGACGCCUCGGUCGAAGAGCUCGCUCGCGACUUCAAUGGCGCCGACGCUGUCCUCUUUGCGGCUGGCGCGGGCGGCAAGGGUGGAAAGGAGCGCACGGUCAAGGUCGACCAGGACGGAGCCAUCAAGGUCUUUGACGCUCUCGAGAGCCUCUCUGGGCCCAAGCCCUACCUCGUCCUUGUCGGCGCUCUCGACACCCGCGACCUGUCCAAGCCGGCUCCCGCUCACUACACCGAGGAGGACAAGGAGGCGUCCAAGAAGGCGCACGACGCGAUCGGUGCCUACUACGACGCCAAGCUCGUCGCCGACCAGAACCUGUCGAAGCGCACGUCGUUCCCGUGGACCGUCCUGCGCCCGGGCCACCUCCUCGACGACUCGGCCAAGGGCCGUGUCGAGCUCGGCGUCACGCACAUGGGCGGCGUCACGCGCGACGAUGUCGCCUCGACGCUCCUCGCCCUCUUCCGCCUCUCGCCCGAGCAGCGCGAGCAGGUCCGCGGUCGCGCACUCGACCUCGUCCAGGGCUCGGACCGUGACAUGCCUGUCGACGAGGCGGUCAAGCAGGCGCUCGGCAGCGGCGAGUCGAGCCUGUGAAGGAGCGGCCCCCCUCUCCCUCUCUCGGCUCGUCUCGCGCCCGCUUUCUCUCGAAUCGACGUGUAGAUACGAUCCAAAUGAAGUACCUCCGCCUCUCUACACC